AGCCGGCGGGGAGCGGCCGCGGCCCCGCCCGGGCUGUGCAGCGCUCCCGCAGCGCCCCGGACGGGUCGAUUGCCCACGAGCGGGCGCGAUGGCUCCCGAUUCGCGGCGCCGCUGUGCCCACGGUUCCCAGCCGUGACAAGGCCCUGCGGCGCCCAACCCGCCAUGGAGCGGGAGCUUGUGUGCGCCUGUGGGAAACUGAGCACCGACUCAUUUCCACGACGUGCCGCUUUUUCCGUGCCGGGGGUUUCGCUGAAAGCGUUCUGCGUUCUGCUUGUCUGGCACCUCCUGCCUCUGAGCCUGGGUCCUGCUCCCUCUAUUCUGCUCUCAAACCCAAGUCCCAGGCUUUUUAGUUUCUUGUUGCACAGCAGUGCGCCAUUUGCUUUGUUGUAUGAGCUGCCCAUCUCCGGACCUUCCCUACCUCCCCUGUAUCCAUCUUGAGAUGCACUCAAGGCGCCAGAGUUUUAUAUCACAGCAGAAUGACUGCUUCUGCCUUGUCCUGUGCUUCUCCUAGCGAUGCAUAGCAUGUUGUUGCUUCUCCAGCUUCCCUGGCAUGCAGAGACAGUGUCUCUGGAGGACAGUUGUCAACAUCUUGGGAUCUGUCCUGCAGUCCAACGGCUCUGUUCCAGUUCAGCACUCUGCAGACCAUGUUCAGCUCUCAGGAUGGACUCAUACCUGAUCCAAGUGAAUGGACAUGGAGAUCACGCUCCUGUGCUGGAUGUUCAUCUCAAGACCAGUGGGAACAGCAUAUCACUGGGGAAGGUGAAGGGCCGUAAGCCAAGAUGGGCUGUCAGGGCUUCUGAAAUGUCAAAGAAGACCUUCAAUCCUGUCCGAGCCAUUGUAGACACCAUGAAGGUGGAACCCAACCCAAAGAAAGCUAUGAUCUCCUUGUCCUUGGGGGACCCAACGGUCUUUGGAAAUCUUCCCACAAAUGAUGAGGUCACACGGGCUGUGAAGGAAGUUUUGGACUCGGGACGUUACAAUGGUUAUGCUCCGUCUGUUGGCUACCAGUCCUGCCGGGAAGCAGUGGCCGCGUACUACAACUGCCCAGAGGCACCGCUAACGGCUCAGGAUGUCAUCUUAACGAGUGGCUGUAGCCAGGCCAUAGAGCUUGCCUUGGCAGUGCUGGCCAACCCAGGCCAGAACAUCCUGGUGCCACGGCCUGGCUUCUCCCUCUACAAGACUCUGGCAUUGUCUAUGGGAAUUGAAGUAAAACUCUACAACCUCUUGCCAGAGAAGGCCUGGGAAAUUGAUUUGAAGCACUUGGAGUCUCUGGUGGAUGAGAAGACAGCUUGCCUCAUUGUGAACAACCCAUCAAAUCCCUGUGGCUCUGUGUUCAGCAAGAGACAUCUCCAGAAGAUCCUAGCAGUGGCAUCAAGACAGUGUGUGCCCAUCCUUGCUGACGAGAUCUAUGGAGACAUGGUGUUUGCUGACUGCAAAUAUGAACCCAUUGCAACUCUCAGCACCAACGUGCCCAUUUUGUCCUGUGGUGGCUUGGCAAAGCGGUGGCUAGUCCCUGGCUGGCGGAUGGGCUGGAUCCUCAUUCAUGACCGGAGAGACAUCUUUGGUAACGAGAUCAGGGAUGGCCUUGUAAGACUGAGUCAAAGGAUCCUAGGACCCUGUACAAUUGUCCAAGGAGCACUGGAACGUAUCUUGCAUCGAACGCCUCCUGAGUUCUACCACAACACUCUUAGUAUCCUCAAGUCCAAUGCUGACCUUUGUUAUGCUGCCUUAUCAGCUAUUCCUGGCCUCCAGCCUGUCAGGCCUGCAGGAGCCAUGUACCUCAUGGUUGGGAUUGAGAUGGAGCAUUUCCCUGAGUUCGAAAAUGAUGUGGAGUUCACUGAGCGACUCAUCUCGGAGCAGUCUGUGUUCUGCUUGCCAGCCACGUGCUUCGAGUACCCAAACUUCUUCCGCGUGGUGAUCACCGUCCCUGAGGAGAUGAUCUUGGAGGCCUGCAGUCGCAUUCAGGAAUUCUGUGAGAUGCACUACCAGGGUGCUGAAGGGGCCCAGGAUUUGGAAUGUGAUAAAUAGCUACAGCUGGCCUCCUUGCCUCUUCCAGGCUAGACCUUGUAUGAGGCAGCAGCUGGGCAGUCAGGGCUGCUUCCAGCCAGCCCCACAUCCCUGUGCCUGCAAGCAGCCACUGUCCUACUGCUUUACUUCUUGUGCUCCAUAGACCCAGCAGCACUGUGGGAAGAAGCAGCCACUUCUCUCUCCUCCUCCACACACCCUUGCACACCCUCUAGCAUUCAGUGCCCUUGGUGUCCACAUACUCUGCAUUUGCACCCUGUGUUGGUCUGUGCUUCUUGCAAACCAGCUGCAGGCAGGGGCACGUGGCUGCUCUUGGACCAGGCUUUAUGCCCAUGUGGCAGUAGCUUCUGUGCUGGCUACACUUCCCCUUGGGGACAGCAGAAGGCUGCUGUAUUGGAGGACAAGAGAAAAAUAUCCACCUGACUUAUCUGUGUUACCUCAGGAGGCCAGAGCUCUUUAUACUGAGCCCUUUGUGCAACAAAGGGAGUAAGUUAUUGUGACUUUUUUUUAUUAAUAAACAUUC
Colius striatus (speckled mousebird) is the source of this 2548-nucleotide messenger RNA. It is a transcript of the gene TAT, whose product is annotated as tyrosine aminotransferase. The coding region runs from base 514 to 2028 and encodes 504 amino acids. Gene Ontology annotation, molecular function: pyridoxal phosphate binding; L-tyrosine:2-oxoglutarate transaminase activity. Lineage: Eukaryota; Metazoa; Chordata; Aves; Coliiformes; Coliidae. The transcript is spliced from 12 exons. Gene Ontology annotation, biological process: aromatic amino acid catabolic process; biosynthetic process. The record is from RefSeq and is a predicted model, not a curated record.